This is a messenger RNA of Bactrocera tryoni, 1629 nucleotides long. RefSeq lists its product as uncharacterized. The record is from RefSeq and is a predicted model, not a curated record. Lineage: Eukaryota; Metazoa; Arthropoda; Insecta; Diptera; Tephritidae. The coding region runs from base 1 to 975 and encodes 324 amino acids. The transcript is spliced from 2 exons.
AUGAAUGACCCGGAUUUCGAACCUAAUGAAAUAAGCCCCGAAGAUGAACGGUACAUAUCGGAGGUAGUUCACCAAAUCGAUGAAGACGAAUCUGCUUUUUUGAAUAAAGCGGACAAGUUUUCGUUGAGCUUGAGUGCAAUCAAGGAAGAUCUUCCCUCAACUUCGCCAAAUGAAGAAGUUGAAAAAGCUUCAGGAGAAGAAGGGCCAUCAACUCGUACACCACGUUUGAAGCCACCAAAACGUGCCCGUUCCCUUUUGCCUGAAUUUGAUUGUAGUGGUCCGUCCAUUGUGCCUUCCUCUGGAGGUUUCAGCGGAACAGCAAUAACCAAAGAUUCGGCUGAGUUUUCCAAAGUUAUAUGGCGAAAAAGAUCGAUGUGUUUGCAUGUAAAUGAGGUGGCCUUCCGUGGUGACUCAAGCCUACCAUCUUCAAUCAAAGAGCUUGGAACUCCGAUGGAGAUAUUUCGCUAUUUCUUCACUAAGAAAAUGGUUGACAAGAUUGCUUUAGAAUCGAGCUGGACAGCUCGCAAUGUCGAUAUCAACUCCAAGUUCAUAACAUCCGGCGAAGAAAUUUACAAAUACAUUGGCAUUCAUGUUUACAUGAGCAUUUACCGAUAUCCCAAUUUGGAAAGCUAUUGGGACCCAAAUGCGUUUCAACCAAUAGCAAAAACGAUGCCUAAAGCAAGGUUUAUGGCGAUAAAACAAUAUUUGUCUUUUCGUGAUGAAAACACUAGGGCCAAAAAAGGAGAGCCUGGUUAUGAUGCGUUGUUCCGUAUUAGAACGUUGUCUGAUUUUUUAAAUACACGGUUCGAUUCCGUACCCAAAACAGCCCGAUUGUGCGUCGAUGAACAAAUGUGUGGCACCAAAAAUAUAUGCCAAACAAACCACACAAGUGGGGCAUCAAAUUUUUCGUGUUAUGCGAUACAAGCGGAUUCGCUUAUCGCUUCGAGGUUUAUAAUGGUGCUGGCGACAAUGUGAUCUUACCAGGACAACCAGAUCUUGGAGCCACGUCGAACGUUGUUGUUCGUUUAUCGCAAACUAUACCAAACUUCAGGAAUCACAUUCUGUAUUUUGAUAAUUUUUAUACAUCGUUGCCGUUGUUGGUAUUAUUGCGAGCUCGAGGCAUAUUUAGUUUAGGCACCUUACGGAUUCCUCUAAUUCCCAACUGUAAGCUUCCAAAUGAAAAAGACAUAAGAGACGAACUACGAGACUAUUCAUGUGAGUAUAUGAAGAGAGCAUAUGGUGUUGACAUAACCACAGUCUUAUGGAAAGACAAUAAAUUAGUACGAUUGGCAUCAACAUACUACGUCGGCGUUCAACCAUUUCAAAGAUCCAAUACAGAUGCAAACAAACAGCCAUCGAAAGCAGCUCGCUACGACAGAAAGGCGAAGAAAUAUUUGGAAAUUGAUUGUCCUCAAAUAAUCAAAGCGUACAAUAAUCACAUGGGCGGUGUUGACAGUGAUGGACGCUCUGAUGGGCCGGUACCACAUACGAGCGAAGUCAAACGAUGCAAUAACUCGAUUGUUUUACCAUUUCAUUGACAUGGCGAUCACGAAUGCGUAUUUACCACAUAAACGGAUUUAUGCAAAAAAGGUAACUGACUCAAGUCAUGAAUCAGCCAAACAUGAACGG